Messenger RNA from Colletotrichum karsti, 1803 nucleotides. RefSeq names its product delta 1-pyrroline-5-carboxylate dehydrogenase. Lineage: Eukaryota; Fungi; Ascomycota; Sordariomycetes; Glomerellales; Glomerellaceae. Gene Ontology annotation, cellular component: mitochondrial matrix. Gene Ontology annotation, molecular function: L-glutamate gamma-semialdehyde dehydrogenase (NAD+) activity. The coding region runs from base 1 to 1803 and encodes 600 amino acids. The record is from RefSeq and is a predicted model, not a curated record. The transcript has 3 exons.
AUGUCUGCCACACGAGCUUCUGGCUUGCUGAACUCCCAGCUUCGGAGCGCAUCACGCAUCACCCUGGGUCGCAGAGCUGCAACCGCACCAACAAUCGGACUAUCAACGCGACGGGUUAUUCCCACGACGAAAACGACGGCCAGAAUGGCAACUUUCGCUGCUUUCAAGGUGCCCAAGGUGGCCAAUGAGCCCAACCACCACUACACCAAAGGCUCUGCCCAGCGCGAGGGACUGACGGCUGCAAUCGAUAACUUGAACACGAAGUUGCCCUUGGAGGUGCCUAUUGUCGUAGGCGGCAAGGAGAUCAAGACUGGCAACAUCGGACAGCAGUUCAACCCCGCCGACCACGGUACCACCGUCGCGAGGUAUCACCAGGCAUCACCAUCCGAUGUCCAGGCCGCCAUCGCCUCUGCCCUGGGAGCCAAGCCCGCUUGGGAGUCCCUUCCCUUCGCCGACCGCGCCGCCGUCUUCCUCAAGGCCGCCGACCUGAUUUCCGGAAAAUACCGUUACGACAUUAUGGCUGCGACCAUGAUUGGACAAGGAAAGAACGCAUGGCAAGCCGAGAUCGACGCCGCUGCGGAGCUGGCCGACUUCCUGCGCUUCAAUGUCCAGUACGCUGAGGAGCUCUACGCCCAGCAGCCCGCGCACAACUCCCCCGGAGUCUGGAACAGGGUCGAGUACAGAGCUCUCGAGGGGUUUGUCUACGCUGUCAGCCCCUUCAACUUCACUGCCAUCGCCGGUAACCUCCCUGGUGCUCCCGCGCUGCUUGGCAAUGUCGUCGUCUGGAAGCCCAGUGACUCUGCCAUCCUGUCCAACUGGUUGGUUUACAACAUCCUGCUCGAGGCCGGUCUGCCGCGCGAUGUCGUUCAGUUCGUUCCCGGCAACCCUGAAGAGGUCACGAAGGUCGUGCUGGAGCACAAGAAGUUCGCAGCCCUCCACUACACCGGCAGCACUGCCGUCUUCCGCAAGCUGUACGGCGAGAUCGGUGCCGGCGUGGCCGAAGGUCGUUACCAGUCGUAUCCGAGAAUCGUUGGCGAGACGGGCGGCAAGAACUUCCACCUCAUCCACUCGUCCGCUGACAUCGACAACGCCGUCAAGCAGACCAUUCGCGGAGCGUUCGAGUUCCAGGGCCAGAAGUGCAGUGCGACGUCAAGGGCAUACGUUCCCAAGUCGAUUUGGCCCAAGUUCAAGGAGGGCCUGGUCGAGGAGGCUAGCAAGAUCUCCAUCGGCAACCCCGCCGACCACAGCAACUUUAUGGGCCCGGUCAUCCACGAGGCCUCCUUCAAGAAGCUGUCUGGCGUGAUUGACGACGCCAAGAACGACAGCGAGCUCUCGCUCGUGGCGGGCGGCAAGUACGACAAGUCCAAGGGCUUCUUCGUGCACCCGACCAUCUACGAGACGACCAACAAGAACCACAAACUGUUGAGCACCGAGCUCUUCGGCCCCAUCCUCACCGUGUACGUGUAUGACGACACGGCGAGCCCGGUGCAGGCUUUCUCGGAGGCGUGCGACCUGGUGGACUCGACGGGCGAGUACGGUCUGACGGGAUCCAUCUUCGCGGCGGACCGCGCGGCGGUGCGCUUCGCCGAGGACAAGCUCCGCAACUCGGCGGGCAACUUCUACAUCAACUGCAAGAGCACAGGUGCGGUCGUCGGCCAGCAGCCGUUCGGCGGCGGCCGGGCCAGCGGCACGAACGACAAGGCGGGCAGCCAGAACCUGCUCAGCCGAUUCGUGAGCUUGAGGAGCAUCAAGGAGGAGUUCGCCGCGACGACCAAGGUCACGUACCCCAGCAACGAGGUUUGA